This is a messenger RNA of Vespula pensylvanica (western yellowjacket), 3040 nucleotides long. RefSeq names its product transmembrane protein 184C. The coding region runs from base 522 to 1799 and encodes 425 amino acids. The record is from RefSeq and is a predicted model, not a curated record. The transcript has 7 exons. NCBI's taxonomy places the organism in Eukaryota, Metazoa, Arthropoda, Insecta, Hymenoptera, Vespidae. Gene Ontology annotation, molecular function: transporter activity. Gene Ontology annotation, biological process: transport.
UUAGUACUAUCGAUGUGCGAGUCACUGUCACAGGGACGCACUAGUUGAAGUUAAUUAUGUUAGUUUUUAUCCGAUCCAUAAAAUAUACGUUUGUGAUGGUGGAAUUGUUACUUUGUAAAUAAUAUAUAUUUUGAUAAACACGUUAUAUUUUUAGAAGAUUUAUGUCGUAUAGAUAAAUGCAAUAAAUUUCAAGAAGAAAUAAUAUCAAUGUAAAUUGAUUAACGUUGUUCGAAAGAAGAGGUUAAAAUGAUUGACAUUAAACUGUCAUUGUUAACCGAUUUCUCCUAGCGUUUUUAUCUGUUCACAAUUUUAUUAACGAUAUAGUAGUGACUAAAGUGUUUACAUUAUCUCAACAUCCUCCUAUUUUUUAACGAUGAAUGCUGUUAAUAUCCUAUUAUAUGAUUUUUACAAAAGUAAAUAACGUCUUAUCAGUCGAGCGAUAAAAUUGGUAGACUUUGAUAUACUUAUGAAAGUACACACGUUACAAAAGUAUGUGAAAUAUUGUACAUCAUAUAAAAGCAAUGGCUUCAAUCUGUAGACGAUGGAGAUUAUGGAUAUUACCAGUUUUGACUUGCUUGUAUGCUCUCUUAAUUGUUAUAUUAGUACCAGUUUUAAUAGCUAAUUCUAUUAAGACUGGUUUUAAUAAACAAGAUCAAGGUGCAUUGGUGGGUGGAGCGUUUGUAUUAUUGGCAUUACCUAUCGCUUUCUAUGAAAUCGUCCAACAUAUGAUAUAUUAUACUCAGCCUAGGUUACAAAAAUAUAUCAUUAGAAUAUUAUGGAUGGUACCUAUUUAUGCGGUAAAUGCUUGGUUGGGACUUGUAUAUCCUGAAGGCAGUAUAUAUGUGGAUAGUUUAAGAGAGUGUUAUGAGGCAUACGUGAUAUAUAAUUUUAUGAUGUAUCUGUUGGCCUAUCUAAAUGCAGAUCAUCAAUUAGAACACAGAUUAGAAAUGUCUCCUCAGGUACAUCACAUGUUUCCUUUAUGUUGUCUUCCUGAUUGGGAAAUGGGACGAGAAUUUGUACAUAUGUGCAAACAUGGUAUUUUACAAUACACAGCAGUUAGGCCUAUAUCAACUUUAGUAUCUUUUAUAUGCGAACUAAAUGGAGUAUAUGGAGAAGGGGAAUUUAGAGCAGAUGUUGCUUUCCCAUACAUGAUUGCUCUAAAUAAUUUGUCUCAAUUUAUUGCAAUGUAUUGCUUAGUUCUUUUCUAUCGUGCUAAUUCGGAAGCUCUGAAACCAAUGAAACCAAUUGGAAAGUUCUUGUGUAUCAAAGCAGUCGUUUUCUUUUCGUUUUUUCAAGGAGUUAUAAUCGCUUUGUUAGUAUACUUUGAUGUAAUAUCAAGUAUAUUUAAAACAGAGAACACUCACAUCAUAAGAAAUAUAUCUUCCAAAUUACAAGAUUUUUUCAUUUGCAUCGAAAUGUUUUUAGCUGCGGUAGCACAUCAUUACAGUUUUACAUAUAAACCAUUUGUAAAUUUAGCACAGAGUCAAGCUUGGUGGGAUGCAUUUAGGGCAAUGUGGGAUGUUUCCGAUGUACAUAACGAUAUUAAAGAACAUUUAGGAGUUGUUGGAUCAUCAUUAAGUCGCAGAAUUAGAGGACGAAGUGCUUAUCAACAAGCAUGGGGAAGUGCGACGGAACGUACAUCGCUUCUUCCUGAAGCAGCAGCAGUAAUGCCUAGAAGCGCACCUGCUUGUUCAUUUUCUAGUUAUAAUACAGCUGAAAAUGAACAGAAUAAUAAUCCCGGUGAUAGUUUUUCUGUAUCAACUGACAUAAAUACCGAUACUAAUAACAUAAAUACAUAGUCCGGUGUCGAAAUCGUACGUAUGUGAGUAAGAACAUUUGAAUGGACAUAAUAUCAUACUUUCUUUACACAAAUCAACAUAUAUCAUUUAAACGAAAAGAAAAAGUAAGAAGAACAAAAAUACACGAGUAUACAAAUUCUCAUAAGUAUAACAACAACAACAACAACAACAACAACAAUAAUAAUAAUAGUAAUAAUAUAAUAAUAAUAAUAAUAAUAAUAAUAAUAGUAAUAAUAAUAAUAAUAAUAAUAAUAGUCUGCCUUUUUGUAAGGUAUUUGAGAACAAGGAUUUGAUAAAACAAUAAUAAUAAUAUAAAUGUCAACUUAGCUUUCAGUAUAUUUUAAUUUAAUAGAAUUGAUAAAUUUUAUGUUACCAUUGAUAUUGCCAAAAAUUGUCUAUAUGCAUAUUAGUUCCUUAUAUAGAACAAAUUUUAUUUAGGGUCUACUUGUAUGUGUGUGUGCGCGGUGUACGGUCACAUAUGUAUAUACAUGAUGUAUUACGAUGCUUUUUUUGCCUUCAAGAGAUGCGUGAUAUACCUUUUUUUUUUUGUGGAAAUUCUUUUCAUUUCUAUAGUAAAUAUAGAAAAUAAAAUUUUGGAAAUUGAAGGUUCUUUUCAAAUGAAAAUUGCAAAUAUUGUGUGAUUAAAGAAACGAUAUUAUUUAUUAUUUAAAUAGUAUAUUUUCUUGAGUUUAGUAUUAUGUUCAAUUGUAUUAUUAAUGAAUUAAUUACAAUUCUGUUAUAAUAUUAUAAACUAUUUCAUAUAUGUUUCAUAGAUUAAUACGCGAAUAACGUGUAUAGCUGCACAUUUAUAAUUGUUUAAAAAUACUUACAUGCUAUUUUUAAUGAUAAUUUUCUUUAUUAACCACAUUUUAGCUUUAAAAAAUUAUUAAAUUUUAAAAUUCUCUGUAUGCGUAUGUAUAAGAUUCAAAUAUUUACUUUAUAUUUGCCUAACAAAUGUGUAGAGUUUUAUGUUGCGAGAUUUAAAAAUUGGCGCCAUUUCGUAACCACGCAACAUGGCGAUACUCAUUGUGCGUAUACUCUAUAUGUAUAUGUGUAUGUAGCAUUGAGGUAUUGACGAAGAACGUUCUCAAUUUGGUGUUUUAUUAAGUUCAUCAAUUAAAACUCUUACAGGUUUUUAGACCGUUAUCAAAUACGUGAUAAUGUGGCAAGAUAAAGAGAUAAGAUUCGAUGUAUUUUACACGUAAUUAUUUUAUCAGAAUAAUAAUUUCAUAAAACUGGCA